UCUAUUUCUAAUCUUUCAAGAAACAACAUCAGAAUUUGUAAAUGCUGAAACAACUAAAACGAAAUCACAACAUUUUAAAAUAGGGCAACAAGAACGUACAACCUAUACCAAAAUUUUGAAAUUCAAACCUCCCCAUAUAUUUCUCCCAUUAUGACAACGAGUUCGUGGUCUUUUCUUACUUUUAUUUUAUUUUCACUUUCUUGCUUUAUUAUUUCUCUUUCAGAUGCAGCAAAUAAUGAUUUUAGUGUUGAACUCAUCCACCGUGACUCUCCAAACUCACCAUUUUACCAACCUUCACAAAACAAAUACCAACGUAUUGCCAAUGCCAUGAAUCGUUCCAUCAACCAUGUCAAUUUUUUCAACAAAGCUUCCCUCACCAAUUAUCCUAUAUCUACUGUAGUCCCUGAUAAAGGUGAGUAUCUCAUGAUCUAUUCACUCGGUACACCACCAACUAAGUUGUAUGGUAUUCUUGAUACAGGUAGUGACAUUGUUUGGCUUCAAUGUCACCCUUGUAUACAAUGUUACAACCAAACCACUCAUAUCUUUGAUCCUUCAAAGUCUUCAAGUUAUAAAGAUCUUCUUUGUUCAUCUAAGGAGUGUAAAUCUGUGGAAUUUAGUUCUUGUAGUAAAAAUAAUUCUUGUGAAUAUUCUAUUGAUUAUGUUGAUGGAACAAUAUCACAAGGAAAUAUUGGUGUAGAGACUCUUACAUUGAAUUCCACCACUGGCUCUUCUUUUUCAUUUCCUAAUUUCGUGAUAGGAUGUGGACAUAAAAAUACAAUGCCUUUUCAAGGUAGGAACUCUGGUGUAGUUGGGAUUGGUGGUGGACCUAUAUCUCUUUUAACACAAUUAAAUUCAUCAACUGGUGGAAAAUUCUCUUAUUGUUUGGGGCCAUCAAUGUCUAAUUCAACGAGCAAAUUUAGUUUUGGAGAUGCGGCUGUGGUUUCUGGUCCAGGGGUUGUCUCAACUACUUUAGUGAAGAAAUCUCCACCAAUUUUUUACUUUGUAAGUCUAAAUGCAUUUAGUGUUGGAAACAAAAUAAUAGGAUUUUCUAAACCACCGGUUGAAGGGAACUUCAUUAUAGAUUCAGGUGCGACAUUGACAACUUUACCAUCCGAUAUUUAUAAAAAUGUGGAAUCAACUAUAGUAGCAUUGGUUAAACUGAACCGUGUGGACGAUCCAAAUAAAAUUUUAAGCCUUUGUUAUUCUGAUAAAUCAAAUAAAUAUGUGUUUCCUAAAAUUACGGCACAUUUUAAGGGUGGAGAUGUUUGGUUGGAUUCUAUUAGUACUUUUAUUCCCGUCGCUGAUGGGGUUGUUUGUUUGGCUUUUGCCCCAUCUCAAGAUGAUAUUGGCGUAUUCGGAAACUUGGUUCAACAAAAUUUGUUGGUUGGUUAUGACCUUCAUCGAAAUACUGUUUCCUUUAAGCCUACUGAUUGUACUAAAUUGUAAAAAGAAAUGUUAUACUUUAUUUACAAUUUAA
Vicia villosa (hairy vetch) is the source of this 1477-nucleotide messenger RNA. Its product is annotated as aspartic proteinase CDR1-like. The coding region runs from base 151 to 1446 and encodes 431 amino acids. NCBI's taxonomy places the organism in Eukaryota, Viridiplantae, Streptophyta, Magnoliopsida, Fabales, Fabaceae. Gene Ontology annotation, cellular component: extracellular region. Gene Ontology annotation, biological process: proteolysis. The record is from RefSeq and is a predicted model, not a curated record. The transcript has a single exon. Gene Ontology annotation, molecular function: aspartic-type endopeptidase activity.